Prinia subflava (tawny-flanked prinia) is the source of this 1565-nucleotide messenger RNA. RefSeq names its product docking protein 5 (gene DOK5). The transcript has 8 exons. Gene Ontology annotation, biological process: positive regulation of MAPK cascade; Ras protein signal transduction; cell surface receptor protein tyrosine kinase signaling pathway. The record is from RefSeq and is a predicted model, not a curated record. Lineage: Eukaryota; Metazoa; Chordata; Aves; Passeriformes; Cisticolidae. Gene Ontology annotation, cellular component: cytoplasm. Bases 102 to 1025 code for a protein of 307 amino acids.
UCCCUCCCGGGGCGGUGCAGUCCGUGCCGGGGCGCGGCUCCGGCGCUGCUCGGCCAUGCGGGCGGGCUGAGCGGCGCCUCCGCCGCCUGUCCCGGGCGAGGAUGGCUUCCAAUUUCAACGACAUCGUGAAGCAGGGCUACGUGCGCAUCCGGAGCCGGCGGCUGGGGAUUUACCAGAGGUGCUGGCUGGUGUUCAAAAAAGCUUCAAGCAAGGGCCCCAAGAGGCUGGAGAAGUUCUCAGAUGAACGAGCUGCCUACUUCAGGUGCUACCACAAGGUCACGGAGCUCAAUAACGUGAAGAAUGUCUCGAGGCUGCCGAAAAGCACCAAGAAGCACGCAGUGGGAAUUUAUUUCAGUGAUGACACCUCCAGAACCUUUGCCUGUGACUCAGAACUUGAGGCAGAUGAGUGGUGCAAGGUGCUGCAGAUGGAGUGCCUGGGAACACGAAUUAAUGACAUUAGCCUUGGAGAGCCUGACUUGUUGGCAUCUGGAGUAGAGAGGGAGCAGAGUGAGAGAUUCAAUGUGUAUUUGAUGCCAUCCCCUAAUUUAGAUGUGCAUGGGGAAUGUACCUUGCAGAUAACAUUUGAGAAUAUCUGUCUUUGGGACAUCCACAAUCCCAGAGUCAAACUCGUCUCCUGGCCGCUAAGUGCCCUGCGGCGCUACGGGCGGGACCCGGCCUGGUUCACCUUCGAGGCGGGCAGGAUGUGUGAGACGGGAGAAGGGCUCUUCAUCUUCCAGACCAGGGAGGGGGAGGCCAUCUACCAGAAGGUUCACUCGGCGGCGCUGGCCAUCGCCGAGCAGCACCAGCGCCUGCUGCAGGGCGCCAAGGACGCCGUGCUGCAGCUGAGGAGGAGCGAGCGGGCGGCGUCGCUGGGCACCGUGGUGCCCCUGCCCCGCAGCGCCUACUGGCACCACAUCCCCCGGCAGCGCAGCACCGGACACCUGCCCGCGCCCGCAGAUGUGUCCAGCCCGGUGAAGCUCCAGCGCACGGACACUUUCCCAGCCUACAGGUCAGAGCAUCGAUAAAAUCCAGGAGGAUUUAACUGUACAAAUUCUUUGUCCUCUGAGCAGCCCCCGGGGGUGACAGUGGUGAUGCCAACCACGGCUGGACGUGCACAGAAGUUCAGCUUGGACAGAAAAUUCCUGCAGUACAAAGGAUUUUUUUAAACUUUGCCAAAAGCAGAAACUCUUCUGUGGAUCCUGGGGAGAGGAACCAAACCACCAAACCCUCGGGUGAUUCUUUUGUAUUUACAGCUGCACAGAGGAGAUCCCUCCCCAAACACCUCCCACUGGUUUUGUAUGAUAGGUACCCUGUAAAUACGUGAGACUCCUGCUGUGCUGUGGUUGUUUUGUCUCCUGACACUGCCCUGUCACCCUGGCUUGUGGCAAUGCUUAUCUUUAGUUAUUCCCAUUAUUGUUACCCUGCUCCUCAUCUCUGGGAUGGUGACCAGUUUGAAGCAGCUCUUGGACACAAUUUUUUCCUGUUUGAAGACUGGAUUGAUUUAUUUUAAAAGAAUCUCCUCUUUCUUGUAUUUAUUUCCAUCUCUGUAAACAUUGAAAAUAAAA